GCAUAGUCAGAAGAUGAGGAAGCUGUUUCUGAGAAGAUUGUAUGUGUAGAAGAAGAGUCACUGGUCAAGGCUUCGACAGGUCUGACAACCCAGAAGACCCAUCUUUGAUAUGUACUUGGAGGACAUUGCCAUCGUCUUCUCCCGGGAGGAGUGGGGGCUCCUUGAUGAGACUCAGAAACUUCUGUACUGCGAUGUGAUGCUGGAAAUCUUUGCACUUGUUGCAUCUGUCGGUUGUUGGCCUAAAUCAGAAGAUGAGGAAGCCCUUUGUGAGCAGUGUUCAUCUGUAGAAGGAGAGUCACAGGUCAGGCCUUCUAAGACUGCUCUAGCAGCCCAGAAAACCAGUGUUUGUGAGCAGUGCAGUAAAUGUGAGAAAUCUUUUAGGCGCCAAGAUCAUCUUAACAAUGAGAGACUUCACACUGAAGAAACAUCCUAUGAGUGUAGUUAUUGUGGGAAUUCCUUCAAGCAAAGAUCUUCCCUCACUCAACACCAAAGAGUUCACACUGGUGAAAGGACUUAUGAGUAUAGUGAAUGUGGGAAAUCUUUUAGUUGCAAAAAUCACCUCCUUAAUCAUGAGAGAGUUCACACUGGAGAAAAGCUGUAUGAGUGUGGUGAUUGUGGGAAGUCCUUCAACCAAAGAUCUACACUCACUCAGCACCAGAGAGUUCACAGUGGUGAAAAACCCUAUGAGUGUAAUGAAUGUGACAAGUCCUUCACACAAAGGUCUAAGCUCAUUGAACACCACAGAGUUCACACUGGUGAAAGGCCGUAUGAGUGUAGUGAAUAUGGGAGAUCUUUUACGUGCAAAGAGUACCUCCUUAAUCACAAGAGAGUUCACACUAGAGAAAAGCCAUAUGAGUGUGGUUAUUAUGGGAAAUCAUUCAAGCAAACAUCUGCCCUCACUCGAUACUGGAGAAUUCACACUGGUGAAAAGAUUUGUGAGUGUACUGAAUGUGAAAAGUCCUUCAGACAGAAGUCUAGGCUCAUUGAACACCACAGAACUCACACUGGUGAAAGGCCUUAUGAGUGUAGUGAAUGUGGGAAAUCUUUUAGGUGCAAAGAUUACCUCCUUAAACAUGAGAGCGUUCAUGCUGGAGAAAAGCCAUAUGAGUGUAGUGAUUGUGGGAAGUCCUUCAGUCAAAGCUCUAGUUUUAUUCAACAAAAGAGAAUUCACACUGCAGACAAGCCAUGUGAGUGGAGUGUUGUUGACAAAUGGUUCAAUUACAAACCUGUGCUUAUUCAAGACCAGAGAGUUCACACUAGCAAACAGCUGUAUGAAUGUACUGAUUGUGGGAAGUCCUUCAGCCGAAGCUCGAACCUUAUUCAACAUCAGAGAGUUCACACUGGAGAAAAGCCAUAUGGGUGUAGUGAAUGUGGAAAGUCCUUCAGCCAAAGCUCUGUCCUUAUUCGACACCAGAGAAUUCAUACUAGAGGAAAGCUGUAUGAGUGUACAUAUUGCGGAAAGUCCUUCAGAGAAAUCUCUCAGCUCUUUGAACACCACAGAGGUCAUACUGGUGAAAGGCCUUAUGAAUGUAGUAAAUGUAUGAAAUCUUUUAGGCACAAAGAUCUUCUGCUUAACCACGAGAUAGUUCACACCGUAAAAAUGUCCUAUGAGUGCAGUUAUUGUGGGAAGUUCUUCAACCAAAGAUCUACCCUCACUCAACACCAGACAGUUCACAGUGUUGAAAGGACUUAUGAGUGUCGUGAGUGUGGGAAAUCUUUUAGUCGCAAUAAUCACCUUCUUAAUCAUGAGAGAGUUCACACUGGAGAAAAACCGUAUGAGUGUAUGGAUUGUGGGAAGUCCUUCAAGCAAAGAUCUACACUCACUCAACACCAGAGAGUUCACACUGGUGAAAAACCUUAUGAAUGUAAUGAAUGUGGAAAGUCCUUCAGACAGAGGUCUAAGCUCAUUGAACACAACAGAGUUCACACUGGUGAAAGGCCUUAUGAGUGUAGUGAAUGUGGGAAAUCUUUUAGGCUCAAGAAUCACCUCCUUAACCAUGAGAGAGUUCACUCUGGUGAAAAGCCGUAUGAAUGUGGUUAUUGUGGUAAGUCAUUCAAGCAAACAUCUGCCCUCACUCAACACCAGAGAGUUCACACUGGUGAAAGGACUUUUGAGUGUACUGAAUGUGGAAAGUCCUUCAGACGGAGGUCUAGGCUCAUUGAACACCACAGAGCUCACACUGGUGAAAGACCUUAUGAGUGCAGUGAAUGUGGGAAGUCUUUUAGGUGCAAAGAUUACCUUCUUAAACAUGAGAGAGUUCACACUGGAGAAAAGCCAUAUGAGUGUAGUGAUUGUGGGAAGUCCUUUACCCAAAAAUCUGCCCUUACCCUGCACCAGAGAGUGCACACUGGUGAAAGAACUUUUGAGUGUAGUGAAUGUGGGAAGUUUUUUAGGCACAGUUCUGGCCUUUCCCAACACCGCAAAGUUCACACUGGGUAAAAGCUUUAUGAGUGACUGAAUGAGAGAAAAAUUUGCACAAUUUUUUUUCUACUAUUGAUUUUAGAAAGAGAGAGGAGAAAAGACAAACAUUGAUUUGUUCAAUUGUUUGUGCAUUCAAUAGUUGA
Molossus molossus (Pallas's mastiff bat) is the source of this 2565-nucleotide messenger RNA. Its product is annotated as zinc finger protein 850-like. The record is from RefSeq and is a predicted model, not a curated record. The transcript has 3 exons. Gene Ontology annotation, biological process: regulation of DNA-templated transcription. The coding region runs from base 110 to 2440 and encodes 776 amino acids. NCBI's taxonomy places the organism in Eukaryota, Metazoa, Chordata, Mammalia, Chiroptera, Molossidae.